Fragaria vesca subsp. vesca is the source of this 1488-nucleotide messenger RNA. Its product is annotated as ent-kaurenoic acid oxidase 2-like. Gene Ontology annotation, biological process: sterol metabolic process; brassinosteroid biosynthetic process; multicellular organism development. The transcript has 8 exons. Gene Ontology annotation, cellular component: endoplasmic reticulum. The record is from RefSeq and is a predicted model, not a curated record. Bases 1 to 1488 code for a protein of 495 amino acids. Lineage: Eukaryota; Viridiplantae; Streptophyta; Magnoliopsida; Rosales; Rosaceae. Gene Ontology annotation, molecular function: ent-kaurenoic acid monooxygenase activity; iron ion binding; heme binding.
AUGGACGAUCUGGGCUUCUGGUGUUUGGUUUUCACAGCUUCAGUUGGUGGCUUUGGUUUUCUAGUUUUGAUCCUAAAGAGAGCAAAUGAGUGGUACUUAGUGAGCAGCUUGGGUAAAAUCCAGUCUAGUGUGCCUCCAGGUGAUUUGGGAUGGCCUUUCAUUGGGAAUACCUUGUCCUUCCUCUAUUCUCUAAAGUAUGGUCAUCCUGAUUCAUUCGUCUCCAACUAUGUUAAAAGAUAUGGGCAGAAAGGAAUUUGCAAGGCCUAUUUGUUUGGAAAGCCAACCAUCAUUGCUACAGCACCUGAAAUAUGUAGAAAGAUUUUAACUGAUGAUACACAAUUCAAGCCUGGCUGGCCAAAAUCCACUACAAAACUAUUGGGAAGGUUAGCUUUUAUGGGCAGUUCUGCAGAGGAACACAAGCGCCUUCGCAAGCUGACCGCGGCUCCUAUCAGUGGUCACAAGGCACUGUCUAUGUACCAUGAAUACAUCAAGGAUGUUGUGGUAACUUCAUUGGAUGAAUGGUCUAAGUCUGAGGAACCAAUUGAGUUCUUGACUGAGAUCAGGAAGUUAACUUUCAAAAUAGUCAUGCACAUUUUUCUAAGCUCUGAGAUUGGUCCCAUGUUGGAGACCUUAGAAAAAGAGUAUACUGCUCUUAAUCAUGGACUAAGAUCCAUGGCCAUUAACCUUCCUGGCUUUGCUUAUCAUAAUGCACUCAAGGCUCGGAAAAGGUUGGUUAAGACUCUUCAAGUGAUUGUUGAUCGAAGAAGGGAAAGAAAGGAGAGUAGUCUAUCAGGGGAAAAAAGAGAUUUGCUGGAUUUAUUACUGGAAGCCGAAGAUGAGACUGGUAGAAAACUAUAUGAUGAGGAGAUCAUAGACAUAAUCCUCAUGUACUUAAAUGCUGGUCAUGAAUCUUCAGCCCAUGCCACAAUGUGGGCAACUCUCUUUUUACAUCAAAAUCCAGAAUUCUACCAAAAAGCCAAGGCAGAGCAAGAGGAGAUUCUUAAAAGUCUAUCACCAGAAAAUGGAUUGAGCUUCAAAGAGACUAAACAGAUGGAAUAUCUUUCUAAGGUAAUUGAUGAAACAAUGCGCGUGGUUAAUAUCUCGCUGUAUACUUACCGGGAGGCUACUGCUGAUGUUAACAUCUCUGGUUACACAAUACCAAAGGGAUGGAAAGUGAUGAUGUGGUUCAGAGGAAUUCAUUUGAACCCAGAAAUCUAUCAAGAUCCAAAGGAGUUCAAUCCCUCAAGAUGGAAUGAAAGUAAAGUGAAGGCAGGGACUUACAUUCCCUUUGGAAUAGGAAGUAGGCAAUGCCCUGGAAGUGAUUUGACCAAGCUUGAAAUUACUACAUUUCUUCACUAUUUUCUCCUGAAUUAUGAGCUGGAACGACUUAAUCCGGGAUGUGAAUUGAGGUACUUACCUCAUACAAGACCCGAAGACAAUUGUCUUGCAAAUAUUAAGAAGCUUCCAUCAACAUCUUCAUCUAUAUAA